This is a messenger RNA of Danio aesculapii, 2420 nucleotides long. RefSeq names its product neuronal pentraxin-1. The transcript has 5 exons. Bases 121 to 2283 code for a protein of 720 amino acids. The record is from RefSeq and is a predicted model, not a curated record. Lineage: Eukaryota; Metazoa; Chordata; Actinopteri; Cypriniformes; Danionidae.
CCAGAAUGUCAGUGAUUGAUGGAUUUAUAACCGUUGAAAGUGGAUAUAAUCUCACAUAACAAAAAGAAUGCACUUUUUGGACUCUUGUUGUGGAUUUCUAAAUCCGUUGAUCGUUCUCCCAUGACCUAUUUUCGUGGUGUGCAUCCCACUUCUGUAAAGAAGAAAACGAUCAUGAUAAAAAACACAAAUUAUGCCAUCAUGUCCCUGCCUUUCUCAGAACACAUGAAAUGGGGAGGGAUUGUUCGAGGACUGUAUCCACCCUCUCGCUCCAUCUUUCUUCUUCUACUAUUUUCCUUGCAGCUGGAUGCAGUAAGUAGUGUGGCAGGUUUGGAAUAUGACUGGGGAACACAACCCAAGCUCGUUUGCAUCCCCAUCCCUGCUGAUGCAGAUCCUAGUUGUUUCACACCAGGUGGGGCUUCACAUGGGACUUUACAUGGGCCAUCUUCGCAUGGGCCAUCCCAUGGGUCUUCGCAUGGGCCAAACAGCAAUGGCCAUGGAAAUGGACAUCAUGGGCCAGUUAGUGGUCUGCCAAACAGCAACGGACAUUUGAAUGGACAUCAUGGGCCAGUUAGUGGUCUGCCAAACAGCAAUGGACAUGGGAAUAGCCAUGGGAAUGGACAUCAUGGGCCAGUUAGUGGUCUGCCAAGUAGUCACAGCAGUAGUAGUAGCCGACAUGGCAUAUCCGAUGAGGCCAAAGCCACUAUCCUUCACCUGAGGGAGAGCCUUGUGCGACAGAAGGAGACCAUCUUGGACCAGCGGGAGACCAUUCGGGAGCUGACAGCAAAACUGACUCUCUGCGAGAGCUUUGGGAGAGGACAUCAUGACGACAACCAUCAUGGCCCUUCACAUCACGGCUCCCAGCAUUCCUCACAACACUACGACAGCCACCAUGCUGACCCACACUACCCUUUAAACGGGCAUCGCAGUGACCAUCAAAGAGGCAAAUCUCCAUAUCUAGGCAAACAUGGGGGAUUCUCUCCAGAGCAGACUGGAAAGACACUGCAGGCCCUGAAGGAGAGGCUGGAGAAUCUGCAGGCGAGAAAUUCCUCCAGUUCUUACUCGAGUUCAUUGCGAGACCUCCUGCAACGCAAAAUCAACACACUGGAAGAACAGCUUCAUCAUCAUUACGACAGUCACUACGGUCACUAUGAUCACCACGACCAUGAUUACCACCAUACUGACCACCCUAGUAACCACCAUGAUGACAAUCACGAUAACCAUGACAACCAUCAUGACGACCAUCACUCCAACCGCCAUCGUAACCACCAUUACAGUUAUCACUACGACCAUCACGGCGACCACCAUGAUGACCACCACGACGACCACCAUGAUGACCACCAUGACGAUCACCAUGAUGAUCACCACGACAAUCAUCACAACGGCCAUGACAACCAUCAAGACAGCCACCCUAACAACAACCACCAUGACGAUCAUCAUGAUGAUGGCCAUCAUGGCAAUGGUCACCACGACGAUGACCAUUAUGGCAAUGGCCACCAUGAUGAUGGACACCAUGGAAAUGAUGAUAAUGUCCAUCAUCCACCAACCUCUUUCAAGCCACCAGGGUCAAGAUCUCCUGUCCGCGGAGCCAUCAAUAAGCUAGACGCAGUGUUGAGCAACAUUCACCACAAACCUCCUGAUGCAGGAUCAAACAAGAAGCCCAAGAAUCCUGACGCUUUUCAGAUUGGCUUCCCGAUGCGCACCAACUACAUGUACGGGCGAAUCAAGCGCACCCUUCUGAGCGAGAUCUUUGCCCUCACUGUCUGUCUUUGGUUGAAAGGAGGCUCAGGUCCUGGCCUCGGAACCCCCUUCUCCUACUCUGUCCCGGGACAAGCCAACGAGCUCGUCCUCAUUGAGUGGGGCAACAAUCCCAUGGAGCUGCUGGUAAACGACAAGGCAGUCACUCUUCCUCUUUCUCUGACCGAUGGGAAGUGGCACCAUCUCUGUGUAACAUGGUCCACACGUGAUGGCAUGUGGGAGGCUUAUCAAGAUGGUGUGAAAAGGGGCACUGGAGAGAAUCUGUCACCCUGGCAUCCCAUUAAACCAGGAGGAGUCUUCAUCCUCGGCCAGGAGCAGGACACUCUGGGCGGACGUUUUGACGCAACACAGUCUUUUGUGGGUGAGAUGUCAGAUCUGCAGCUGUGGUCACGCGUUCUCACAUCUACCGAGAUCUACAACCAAGCAUCCUGCUCCAGCCACCUCACUGGAGACGUCAUCACCUGGAGUGAGUCUAUGGUGGAACUUCAUGGUGGAGUCACCAAGUAUCCAUUCGACCCUUGUCAUUAAGGAUCAAAAAUAGUAGGAAAUGAUGAAUCCAAAUGGGAAAGCUGAACAGGAAGACACAUAGGCCAUGAGCCUUUUACUAAGGACUUUAUUAGCUUAAGUGUCUAUGAAUUGCAAACAGCAUAUCAAUAAGCACUUAG